UGCAAUUUCUAUAUUUGUUUGGUGGCAGCGAGGGACUACGAUUUAUUUGUAAUAUAAUUUUUCUUUGCCAUGUUUUCAUUGUGAAAAUGGCUGACGAUAAAAAAACAUUACAGAAAAUUCAACAAUGCGAGAAGUUCGUAAAUGAGGUCCUAAGAAGUAAGCUCAAGAGCUGCUUAGCAGCCAGGGAAAAUUACAUGUCGGAUAUCCAGGAAUAUCUUCAACUACUGGAAACAAUAAAAAAUUUAGAUGAACUGGAUGUUAAUCCACUCAAAACAAAAGUUGAUUUGGGGGUUGGAUUUUUCGUUCAAGCUGAAGUGCCUGAUGUUUCCACAAUACUUGUUUCAAUUGGAUUUGGAUUCUUUUUGGAACUAACACAUACAGAAGCAUGCACCUUUAUUACAAAGAAAGUGGAGCACAUUGGUGGACGUGUUAAAGUUUUAGAAGAGGAAGCUUCAUACAUCAAUGCAGAUAUAAAAAUGAUGUUAAACACACUUGGGCAACUACAAGGUGUUAUACCUACAGGCAGCUUUUUGGUUCCUCGAGAAUCAAAAAACUUUGACAACAUUUGUUUUCAUCCCUAUGAGAAGCGGCUCAGUGACGAACGGAUUCAUUUAAAUGUGAACGAUUCGGAGCUAACAGUCUUCACCGGUCAAGCAGAAAACAUUACGAUUGGAGGUACAUGGAGUCCCACGGAAUGCUGGUCCAAAUACCGCGUCAACAUAAUAAUUCCAUACCGUCAACGUCAGGAGCAAUUGCGCGUCUUCCUUCAUUAUUUCCAUCGUUACUUGCCGUUGCAGCAAAUCGCAUACCGGAUAAUCGUCGUUGAACAAAGUGCGGAAAAGGAAUUCAACCGGGGAAAGCUCUUCAAUGUUGGUUUCGUUGAAAGUGAAAAACGUUUCCCAUCGGAUUGCUACAUAUUCCAUGAUGUUGAUCUCAUCCCCCAGAGCCUGAACAACAUGUAUGCCUGCACAGAAAUGCCGCGCCACUUGUCUUCAGCUGUUGAUACCUUUAAUUACCAAUUACCUUACUGCGGAAUCCUUGGAGGAGUUGUCGCCAUGAGAAGUCAACAUUUCAGAAAAGUCAAUGGGUACUCGAACAUGUUUUAUGGAUGGGGAGGAGAAGACGACGAUCUCUAUUUCCGUGCGUCUCAAGCUGGGCUGAAUGUUAUUCGAUUUGAGCCGGACGUCGCCAAGUAUAAAAUGCUUCGCCAUAUUAAGGAGAUUCCAAAUCCAGCUCGUUUUCAAAUUAUGGAGAUGGAUCAGGAGAUUUAUUAUGGUGAAGGAUUAAACAACCUUAACUACACUUUGUUGUCGUAUGAACUAAAACCAUUGUAUACGAGGAUAUUUGUACACGUUUAGGAAAACUGAAGGAAAA
Molecule: messenger RNA, 1374 nt
Organism: Daphnia carinata
Lineage: Eukaryota; Metazoa; Arthropoda; Branchiopoda; Diplostraca; Daphniidae
Product: beta-1,4-N-acetylgalactosaminyltransferase bre-4-like
Exons: 6
Coding region: 87-1358 (423 amino acids)
Biological process (GO): carbohydrate metabolic process; glycosphingolipid biosynthetic process
Molecular function (GO): N-acetyl-beta-glucosaminyl-derivative 4-beta-N-acetylgalactosaminyltransferase activity
Source: RefSeq, a predicted model, not a curated record